GUCCAUCUCUUUAACGGUGUUACUUAACAAUCUGACUGUACUGACGGAAUAUGCUGAAUUGGCGAUUUAUGAUCCCACCAAGCCGAUGUGGAUUAAAAAAAAUUAAAAUAUAAAAAAUUAUUAUUUAUCUAAUAAUUUAGUUUAAAAACAAAACAAAAAAUUGCAAUCUUAUACCCACCGCCCAUCUUUCUCCCAUCUUCCUCCUACAGUACAUCUUCCCCAAUUCAAACCCAGAUCCUCCCCUGUUCUCACCUUCCUCUCUCCCUCUCUCUUCUUUCCUCUUCUCAAUUCCAGAUCAUCGCUUCCCCCCACAAACUCAAUCCACACCGCCAACAGACAAAGAAGGCGGCGGUUGAAACCCAAACUCGACGCCGCCUCCGCGCCCAGACCCAAGUCCGAGUUCUCAGCAACAGAUUCAUCAAACUCUUCCCCGGGUGUCAGAUCUGCAGUGGCGGGGCUUCUUCCUCGUCCAGCUCUGUUUGCCCUUCUCUCGCCUCCCGCUUCAUGUUGUGUUCCCCAGCAAUCAGAAAAAUGGAACCAACAAAAAACCCAAGAACCCAUACCCUCCCUAUGUAUUCAAAAACACCAACCAACAACUACAACAAGGAGUCGAGAGAUUCUCCACCGCCACUCUCCAACACAAUCUCGAACAAAUCCGCCUCCGCCUCCUCCUUUCUUUCGGCCACCACCAUUAUUGCUACACGAAUACCUCUGUGAAAUAUGGUUUGGUGGUUGCUGAAGCAAACGACGGAUCUGGGUGACCGGAACCUUUCAAUCGGCGACGUGGUGAGGAACGCCACCAGCGAGAAAAUUUCAAUCGGCGACCGGGCACUUCCAAACGACGACAAGAAGCCUCCAAUCGGCGGCGGGCAGCACUUCGAUAUCCAGCACCGCCGUUCCUUUGAAGUCUCUCGGAACCCUAAAAUGAUUUUUGGAAUUGGAAUUGGAGGUGGAGCAGAGGGAUUGAAGCAGAUGGCGGCCUCAAAAGGAUUUGGGUUGGGGGCAGCUCAACUACUUGAUUUUUUGUUAGCAGUAGGGCAAGGAAAGGAAGGAUAAAUGUAAAAACAAUGGAGCAGAGGGAUUUGGGUUUCUACCAAACAAAAAAAAAAGGGGUUUGGGGAGCAGAUUGUCUCCUCUAAUUGAUGACGGCGACGACGAGUGGUGGGAGAGGAGAGAGAAUGAAAAAAUAAUAUAUGAUUUUAUUUAUUUUUAAAUUAAAAUAUGACGUGGCACUUACGUGGAAAAUGUGGCUGAUGUGUCGCUGAUGUGUGCGAUGAUUUGGCAUCCUAAUCAGUCUAACGUUAAUUUAACUGACGGAGUUUCUAACACCGUUAAAGUUUCUAACGGAAAUGGCUAGAUUUGUCACACUACCAUCCAAUUUUUGGUUAUUUCGUGUUUUCCGAUAGUUAUGGCUAUAUUUGUCACAAACGUGAAAGUUAUGGCUAUACAAGUGUAUUUUGCCUUCAUUUUAUGAAUGUAAUAGUUAAAAGUUAAUGAUAUUUGUUGGAUUGUAACUAAAUUGUCCACAAAUAUAUUUUACAUAUGAUUAAAUACAUUGGAUAUUAAUUG
Linum trigynum is the source of this 1569-nucleotide messenger RNA. Lineage: Eukaryota; Viridiplantae; Streptophyta; Magnoliopsida; Malpighiales; Linaceae. The record is from the annotation of a GenBank genome assembly.